Messenger RNA from Etheostoma cragini (Arkansas darter), 2484 nucleotides. RefSeq names its product migration and invasion inhibitory protein (gene miip). Gene Ontology annotation, biological process: negative regulation of cell migration; negative regulation of G2/M transition of mitotic cell cycle. The record is from RefSeq and is a predicted model, not a curated record. NCBI's taxonomy places the organism in Eukaryota, Metazoa, Chordata, Actinopteri, Perciformes, Percidae. The transcript has 9 exons. Bases 96 to 1304 code for a protein of 402 amino acids.
CACAAAAGAGUUUGGAGCAACCAUGGUCUGAAGUCAAUUUGUCGUAUCCUCAGUUGCAAAACGUAAAUUCAACGUCGUAUACAUUUAAGAAAAAAAUGUCAACCACGGACCGAAUGCAUAUUUUACGAGAGCGUAACAAAGCUUUGUUGAACCAACUUAAGCAGCAGAGAGAAAAACUGGAGCGGCUCCGCGGCUGCAGUCAGAGCCGCAAGAGGGAGAGAGAGGACGAGGCAGAGGCUAGGAGAGACCAAGCAGAGAUCCUGAUCCUGACUGGUGGAGACAGAGGUCCUGCCCGGGCCGCCCUCUCCAAACCUACCGUGAGAUUUGCGGACACAUGUGAAGGACAGACAGGCCUCCAGGGCACUAUUCCAUUACCAUUUUUGACCUCCAAACACAGAGGAGAGGCUGUUGAACAUACAACACCAUCGGGCCUUUUAAAAGAUAGCAACGGACAUACUCUUGUCCACAGCAGGUUGCAGGACACGGGUACAGUCAGCACCAAGUCCUGUCUAGUAAAUAACAGCAAAGAACAGAGGGAGGUGCGGCGUCAUGUCACAUUUCAGUCUGAAGAAUGUGAAGAGAGAUCUGCCUCAGACAGGCAUCGUUUGCAGCCUUUACUUGGGUAUGACUGGAUAGCAGGAGUCUUGGAUGCUGAGGACUCCUUGAUAGAGCGCUCUGAUGAGUUCUUCAAUGACCUGCGCAUGUUUCGAUCCUUAAAUAAAGACAAGUGUGUCUACAGCCCACAAGCGGAAUUUCCUGAGGAGAACCAUUCAGUCCUGCUAACAGAUAAGGAUGGUCCAGAUGCUAACACAAAUACUCAUCAAUGUACGUUCUCUUACAGGAUUAACAGCAGACUGUUCCCCGUUCCACUUCACUCUCAAGAGUGCUGCCCGGUGUGCAAAGAAAACAAAUCCUCGCACCCUCACACUACUGCUGAACCGGCUCUCAUCAGGGUCAGCAUCCCUCGCUCCACCCUCCUUCCUCCUUACAAGUACAAGGCUCAUCGGCGGUGCAGUUUCGACCCUUCUGAUAGUUUGGGCUUACCAUCGCACUGUCUUUCCGGCUGGUCGAACACAGGUCAGAUAACACUGCCGCCACCCAGCAGCCUCGAUCUGCGGAGCAUUCUGAACAUGAAGAACUCCACUGGGUCACACAACAAGGAACUGGAGAAUUCCUCUGCACACAAAGUGUCCAGCAACCAGAUCUCUGACCCAAUCUCAGAUGUGUCUCGCUUGGCUCCUCACAACUUUCAACACUUCUCCUCCAAAAGAAAACUAGGAAGCACAUUUUACCCUUUGUGCUAACAAACAAUCAAAGUCUACUUCAAGUGAUUUAUAGCAGUUCCUGGUAGCCGUUUGACACCACCCAAAAUGAUUUCCUUUUGGUGUUUUGUCUCUGGUUUUAAGUCUCUGUAUUGUAUUUCUGUGUUAAUGUUUAUUUUCAAUAAUGUUUUCUGUAAUAUCUUUCCUACAUCUGUCAAAAUUACAUUUUUCAAAAUGAACCGUGAUCUCAAAAGAGAAUGUAUAAAUAAUUUGUAGCUAAGUGCCUGGUUUUUCAUAGACUCAUUUCAAACAUGAGAUUAUUUGUUUUAAAUAACAUAAUGAGGUUGUCUUCUAUUUAUUUUUUUGUGAUAAAUGCCAGUUAAAUAAAAUAGGAGUUCUCUACAUAGCAGUAUAUUUUCAUGUUUGCAGGAGUUGCAUUAUUUGUUCGGAUAUGAAAAAAUUCAGACAGAUUUAGACUUUACAUGUGAUUGUCAGCAGUCAUGUGGAUGUGAAGCAAGAGCUCACAAUAUUACGCCACAGUUUAGGUUGUUGCAUUUUUAGAAUUGCAUAGCGGAGGUAAAAUUUGAGUUUGCUUUGUAAAUUUCACAACAUUAAGGAAGUCAUUUUGAAUUAUCUAUGUUGCCCUUUCCAGCUGUUUACUUUGGCUUCCUGGUCCAUGCAUACUUCUGUUUUUGACAUCCUUUGACACUUCCUGACUGCAGGACAGAAAACACUGUAGAAACACUGAAGCUGGGUGCAAUUCACGGAAAACCACUUACUUAAUUCCAAAUACUGUAGCAUCCCACCUGUGACAUUUCAGUUUUUUAACUUUGUGUCCUGCAGGUUACAACAUUCAAAGGCGUAAGAUAGUAUAACCAAAAUGUGUCAAUGCACAUUCAAUGAAAGCAACACAUUAUCUGGACUGAAAGAAAAUAUAAUUUUAUUUUUUGUUGUGAUUAAAGUUCAACAGGAAUAUAUAAUUCUGUUCUGUUGUCCUGUUGUGUUGAAGCUGCAAUACUUUGAUGUUGUAGCCAAAACAGCUUGUUCAAAGCCAAGUGUGUGUGCUGUUAUCUGACUGUUGAUCAUUAUCUUAGAACUGGGAUGCUGUGACAUGACAAAGCUUUGUGUGAGAUGUGGCUUUGUGAGCUACAUUUGUUACCACAAGCAGUUUUGAAUGGAAGCGAUUCUUCUGAAUUUAAUAAAUUAUGUGUUUAAAUCCCCA